CAGCCCCAGAGAAGAUGUGUAUCCUCUGUUUGUACUACUCUCCAGAUGAAGGAGACUAUCUACUGAUAGCUGCAGACAACAGAGAUGAGGUUUUUGAGCGCCCCACAGCUCAAGCUGACUUCUGGAGGGACCACAGUACAGUGCUAGCAGGUCGUGAUUUGCAGGUUCCAAAUGGAGGGACUUGGUUUGGAGUCACUGUUGAUGGCCGAUUCUCAGUCCUCACCAACUUCCGACAGGAUCCCAAGGAUAUUAACCCAAACGCUGAGUCCAGAGGUCAUUUGGUUUCUGAUUAUCUCACUGGGAAGACGUCUCCAUUGGACUACUGCAAACAGAUUGAUGGUCAAAAAUUCAACGGUUUCUCUCUAAUCACUGCUGAUCUAUGUGGUAAGGGUGGUGUGGCGUACAGGUCCAAUUAUGACCCCAGUGGAUCCAGAUUGUUGGGCCCUGGUGUGUAUGGACUCAGCAAUUCCACUCUGGACUCACCAUGGCAUAAAGUGAAGCGAGGGAAAGAAACGUUCGCAGAUAUUGUCAAAUCUCCCGACUCUAAUCUCACUGACAGACUAUUGAAGCUGCUCUCUGAUGAUACAAGUUGCUGGCCUGAUCCUGCUAUUCCCAGCGCUGGCAUCCCUGAGGAAUUUGGUAGAAAUGCUUCAGCCAUUUUUGUGAACCCCUGUGCUGUCCCAAAAGGAACGUAUGGUACAAGGACUCAAACUAUAUUGACAGUCACUCGUGGAGGACUUGUGUCAUACACAGAGAGGACAUUUUCUAUAGAAACUUCUCAAUGGAACACAAUUUCACAUACGUUUCAGCUCUGUUUACAAUGAUUUACUCUCUGAAAGCUAACCAGUUUGAACACAUAAAAAUGUCUACUGUGUGUUCAAUAAUAAUUCAAGUCCACACCAGC
Molecule: messenger RNA, 904 nt
Organism: Halichondria panicea
Lineage: Eukaryota; Metazoa; Porifera; Demospongiae; Suberitida; Halichondriidae
Product: transport and Golgi organization protein 2 homolog
Exons: 6
Coding region: 15-824 (269 amino acids)
Biological process (GO): protein secretion; Golgi organization
Cellular component (GO): Golgi apparatus
Source: RefSeq, a predicted model, not a curated record